AAAGCAUUAUUUUACGACUUAUCGCACGAAAAUUAUACGGUAGAAACUAAUAAAACGCUUGUGCGUGUCAGUACAGAACAAAGAAGUCUUGUUUUACUCAGUUGUGCAAGCUAAAUCCAGCAUGGCUUUGUCCACUUCAUCUGUCGCUUUUAUCUUUGUAGCUACUUCUAUAACCAUCUGCAUCGCAAUAAUAGUUUUAUAUACGAAAUGGAAAUUUCUCUACUGGGUUAGAGUAGGUCUCCCAAUGCUGCACCCCACGUUCUUUUUUGGUAACAUGAAAGACAUCCUACUGGGGCGCUGCUCCGAAGGUGACUUUUACUACGAAUGUUACAAGAAAUUCAAGUCAAAUGGAUUUAAACACGGUGGAGUGUAUAUGUUUCUACACCCAGUGUACGUCCCAACUGACUUAAAAAUAAUCAAACAUAUACUAAAAAAUGAUUUUGAACAUUUUACUAACCGUACUACUUACUUAAAUGAAGAAGGCGAUCCUCUAUCUGAAAACAUGUUUCGUAUGCACGAUGAUAAGUGGAAGAAUCUUAGAACGAAAUUAACACGAAAUUUUUCUCCAAAUAAGUUGAAUCUUAUGUUUCCGUCUUUGCUUGACUGCGCUGAAGACCUAAAAACCGUUGUGGAUGAAGCAGCUAUUAAACGAGUACCAGUGGAUGUUAAAGAAGUGCUAGGACGAUUUUGUGUUGAUGUUUUUGGAGAAACAGCACUAGGGUUACAGUGGGAGGUUUUGAAAAAUCCACAAUCAGAUAUCAACAAUUAUUGCAAGAACUUUUUUGACAGUAAUGGUUUUCGUAUGAUGAAGAUCAUGCUAGCGGAAAUACUACCUAAAUCUUUACUAUGCGCUAUAAAGUUUAAAUUAGCUGGAACCGAUUUGGAGCAGUUCUUCAUAAAACUAAUCGAUCGUGUAAUAAACUAUAGAGAGAAAAACAACACACGCAGAGAAGAUUUUCUUCAGUUGCUUCUUCAAAUGAAGAAUAACAGUUCCGUGCACGAAAAACCAUUAAACUUGAAUCAAGUUACGGCGCAAGUUUUUGCUUUCUUUCUUGCUGUCUUUGAAGCACCUUCUUCAAUGAUAACUUUUGCUUUGUAUGAACUGGCAAACAAUUUCAAGAUACAAGAAAAAGUCAAAGAGGAAAUAAACUCAGUGUUGUCCAAACAUGGAGGACAGCUCACUUAUAAAACUAUUGCUGAAAUGAAGUACUUGGAUAAAGUACUACAAGAAACUGUAAGAAAGCAUCCAGUUGGAAGAAUAUUGCAAAGAAAGUGCAAUAGUGACUAUACUAUUCCUAAUACUUCUAUUCGUUUAAAGAAAGGGGUUUCUGUUAAAAUUUCCAUCGUGGGUGUGCACUAUGACCCUGAGUACUACCCAAACCCGGAAAAAUUUGAUCCUGAACGUUUUUCCAACAAAAAUAAAGAAGGAAGACCGGAUAUUGCGUGGCUAGGGUUUGGGAAAGGACAAAGGAUGUGUUUAGGACUUCGAUUUGCCAUGGUUUUGGGUAAACUGGCUCUGUGCGUUCUUUUGGAAAAUUACAAAAUUACAUUAAACACGAAGACCAAAGUUCCCAUUCAGCUGGAUGUCAAAAAAUUUUUUUCUUACGUUGAAGGAGGAGUUUGGCUGGAUUUUGAAAAAGUGUAAUCUUAGA
Molecule: messenger RNA, 1652 nt
Organism: Zophobas morio
Lineage: Eukaryota; Metazoa; Arthropoda; Insecta; Coleoptera; Tenebrionidae
Product: probable cytochrome P450 6a23
Exons: 3
Coding region: 122-1645 (507 amino acids)
Molecular function (GO): monooxygenase activity; iron ion binding; oxidoreductase activity, acting on paired donors, with incorporation or reduction of molecular oxygen
Source: RefSeq, a predicted model, not a curated record